Messenger RNA from Marmota monax (woodchuck), 1226 nucleotides. It is a transcript of the gene Tmem53, whose product is annotated as transmembrane protein 53. The transcript is spliced from 5 exons. Lineage: Eukaryota; Metazoa; Chordata; Mammalia; Rodentia; Sciuridae. The coding region runs from base 431 to 1216 and encodes 261 amino acids. The record is from RefSeq and is a predicted model, not a curated record.
CCCGGCGAGGCGCGGGUGCGCGAGUGAGCGGGCCAGAGGUCCGGCUGUAGGCCCGUGCUGAGGGCCGGCACCUUCAUCAUGGCCUGGGCUGACCUGGACUACACCAUCGAGAUCCCGGAUCAGCCCUGCUGGAGCCAGAUGCAUGGUCCCACAACUGAGCUGGAGAUUGCAGAACCCCUCAGAAGGAUGUCAGGACACUGUGAUCCCCUGAAUCCAUUUGUUCCCUCUGCAGAGUGCUCCCCUCCAGGCCGACAUGGCUGCACAGAGUGACAGUCUUCAGGGACCCUAGAGAUUAUUUCUCUUCUGCAGUGGUGAAAGAACAACGCCAGACAAGGUGGGAAGGAGGCAGGGCCGCGACUGCCUGUGGUGAUUCUCUUGGGCUGGGGUGGCUGCAGGGACAAGAACCUUGCCAAGUACAGCGCCAUCUACCAUGAAAGGGCCUCAUAUACCAUCCCAGAGGCGUAGUCACCAUGAAGCCAUGAAUCCAAAAAUGGACCUUGAGUAUACUUUCCACUCCUGCAAAGUACCUGUGUCUGGCUGCAUCGUGAUCCGAUACACAGCCCCCUGGCACAUGGUCUUCUUCUCAGAGUCCCUGGGCAUCCCUUCACUUCGUUUGUUGGCCCAGAAGCUGCUUGAGCUACUCUUUGAUUAUGAGAUUGAGAGGGAGCCCCUGCUCUUCCACGUCUUCAGCAAUGCUGGCGUCAUGCUUUACCGCUACGUGUUGGAGCUCCUGCAAACCCAUCGGCGCUUCUGCCACUUGCGUGUGGUGGGCACCAUUUUUGACAGUGGUCCUGGUGAUAACAACUUGGUAGGGGCCCUGCGGGCCCUGGCAGUCAUCCUAGAACAUCAGCAUGCUUUGAUGCGCCUAUUGCUCCUGGUGGCUUUCACCCUGGUGGCAGUCUUGUUCCAUAUCCUGCUUGCUCCACUCACUGGCCUCUUCCACACCCGCUUCUAUGAUAAGCUACGGAAUGCAGAAUCCCACUGGCCUGAGCUCUACCUCUACUCGAAGGCAGAUGAGAUUGUCCUGGCCAGGGAUGUGGAACGCAUGGUGGAGGCACGCCUGGCCCACCGGGUCCUGGUACGCUCUGUGGACUUUGUGUCAUCUGCACAUGUCAGCCACCUACGAGACUACCCUACUUACUACACAAGCCUUUGUGUUGACUUCAUGCGCAGUUGUGUCCAGUACUCAGGUCCUACUCCAGAAAUAAAUGCCUGACCUCUCACAA